Messenger RNA from Ceratotherium simum simum (southern white rhinoceros), 3567 nucleotides. It is a transcript of the gene UVRAG, whose product is annotated as UV radiation resistance associated. Gene Ontology annotation, cellular component: lytic vacuole; endosome. Gene Ontology annotation, biological process: SNARE complex assembly. Lineage: Eukaryota; Metazoa; Chordata; Mammalia; Perissodactyla; Rhinocerotidae. The record is from RefSeq and is a predicted model, not a curated record. Gene Ontology annotation, molecular function: SNARE binding.
UGAGCAAGCCAGGUCUCGGCGGGCCGGUGGGGGUUGCACUGCGGUAAUAUGGCUCUUCCUUAGCCAGCGGCGGCGGCGGCGGCGGCGGCGGCGGCGGCGGCGGGCGGAGGUGGGGUAGAGCAGUCGUGCCCCUCGGGUGGCGGGUGUCUGGGCUGCAGGGGCUCGGCGGGUCGCGGCUAGGCGGUGGUGGCGGAUGCCGGAGGAGCGCCGGCUCCGCCGCGUGGCGGCUCCUGGGUCAGGAUGAGCGCCUCAGGGUCGGUCGGGGGCCCGGUCCCCGCGCCGCCCCCGGGCCCGGCCGCCGCGCUGCCUCCCGGCUCUGCCGCGCGGGCCCUGCAUGUGGAGCUGCCGUCUCAGCAGCGGCGUCUUAGACAUCUUCGGAACAUUGCUGCCCGGAACAUUGUUAAUAGAAAUGGCCAUCAGCUCCUUGAUACCUACUUCACACUUCACUUGUGUAAUGCUGAGAAGAUAUAUAAAGAAUUUUAUAGAAGUGAAGUGAUUAAGAAUUCCUUGAAUCCAACAUGGCGGAGUCUCGAUUUUGGAAUAAUGCCGGACCGUCUUGAUACAUCUGUAUCUUGUUUCGUGGUGAAGAUAUGGGGUGGAAGGGAGGACAUCUACCAGCUGUUGAUUGAGUGGAAAGUCUGUUUGGAUGGGCUGAAAUACUUGGGUCAGCAGAUUCAUGCCCGCAACCAAAAUGAAAUAAUUUUUGGGUUGAAUGAUGGCUACUAUGGUGCUCCGUUUGAACAUAAGGGUUAUUCAAAUGCUCAGAAGAAUAUUCUUCUUCAGGUGGAUCAGAAUUGUGUUCGCAAUUCCUAUGAUGUCUUCUCUUUACUGCGGCUUCAUAGAGCCCAGUGUGCAAUUAAACAGACUCAGGUAACUGUUCAGAAAAUUGGAAAGGAAAUUGAAGAAAAACUAAGACUCACGUCUACAAGCAAUGAGCUGAAAAAAGAAAGUGAGUGCCUGCAAUUAAAAAUUUUGGUGCUUCGAAAUGAACUGGAAAGACAGAAGAAAGCUUUGGGAUGGGAGGUGGCAUUACUGCAUAAGCAACAAGUUGCAUUACAGGAGAAAGGGAGUGCAUUUUCGACGGAGCACCUUAAGCUUCAACUCCAGAAGGAAUCCCUAAAUGAGUUGAGGAAGGAGUGUACUGCGAAAAGAGAACUCUUUCUGAAGACCAAUGCUCAGUUGACAAUUCGUUGCAGGCAGUUACUAUCUGAGCUUUCCUACAUUUACCCUAUUGAUUUGAAUGAGCAUAAGGAUUACUUUGUAUGUGGUGUCAAGUUGCCCAAUUCUGAGGACUUCCAAGCAAAAGAUGAUGGAAGCAUUGCUGUUGCCCUUGGUUACACUGCGCAUUUGGUCUCCAUGAUUUCCUUUUUCCUUCAAGUGCCCCUCAGAUAUCCUAUAAUUCAUAAGGGAUCUAGAUCAACAAUCAAAGACAAUAUCAAUGACAAGUUGACUGAAAAAGAGAGAGAGUUUCCAUUAUACCCAAAAGGAGGGGAGAAAUUGCAAUUUGAUUAUGGUGUCUAUCUUCUGAACAAAAAUAUAGCACAACUCAGAUAUCAGCAUGGACUAGGGACUCCAGACUUGAGGCAAACCCUUCCUAACCUGAAAAACUUCAUGGAACAUGGACUAAUGGUCAGGUGCGACAGACACCACACCUCAAGUGCAAUCCCUGUUCCAAAGAGACAAAGCUCCAUAUUUGGGGGCGCAGAUAUAGGCUUCUCUGGGGGGAUCCCUUCACCAGACAAAGGACACCGAAGACGGGCCAGCUCAGAGAAUGAGAGACUCCAGUACAGAACCCCUCCUCCCAGUUACAAGUCAGCAUUAGCGCAGCCUGUGACCACCAUCCCCUCCCUCGGAGAAUCUGAGAGAAAGACAACGUCUCUGUCCUCCUCCCUCGAUACCUCCUUGGACUUCUCCAAAGAAAACAAGAAAAAAGGAGUAGAUUUGGGUGACAGCUUAAAUGGAGGCCCUGUGAGUGCGAACACUAGCCAAGAGCAAGGAGAAGCCCUGUCUGGACACCCAGCUACUGUAAACGGCACUCUCUUACCCAGCGAGCAGGCGGGCUCCUCCGGCGUCCAGCUUCCAGGUGAGUUCCACCCGGUCUCGGAAGCCGAGCUCUGCUGUACUGUGGAGCAAGCCGAAGAGAUCAUCGGAAUGGAAGCCACAGGUUUCACCUCAGGCGAUCAGCUAGAAGCAUUUAACUGCAUCCCAGUGGACAAUGCCGUGGCAGUGGAGUGUGACGAACAAGUUCUGGGAGAGUUCGAAGAGUUCUCUCGAAGGAUCUACGCACUGAAUGAAAACGUAUCCAGCUUCCGCCGGCCGCGCAGGAGUUCUGAUAAGUGAAGUGAGCAGACUGACUGUAGGACCAGGGCAGGGUCACUGCCUAAAAUGAAGAUACUGCUGCACUGGUUACCCUUUCUAAUAAUUAUGACAUAAAACGAAUAUUAAUGGAGGAUAUUCCUCGGAAAAACAGACUCUGUGAAUCGAGGAGGGACUCAGGAUCAUUGUGUAUCAGUGGGCCCGACAAAGUUAGAUUUUGCUUGCAGGAUUUGCUUUUCAGGCCUGAUGAUUGUUUUAAGGCAAAAGUCACGCUCUAGCUUGAGUCACCUUAUAGGUAUUUGUCUGCUUUUUUAUUUACACUUGUAUGUUAUCCUCAGAGGGAAGAUGAUAAUAUAUAAAUAAUAUAAUGAACUCACCUUUAGUUUCUCCUAAGCAUUUGCCCUCACCAUAGUUUAUAAAACUUUGGGAAAAUUGAAUAUUCAGAAAAAGAUUUCCACCAUUUACUGAAGGAUCUUUAGCCAUCCAUUAGGUUGACGAAUAAGAAGCACAAUGGUCUCCUCAUACCCAGAGCCAUCUGACCCUGCCCCUGCCCCUGCCCGCAGGCUCCACAGUCAACCUAUAGAUUCCACUGUUGCCCCAUCUUCCCAGUGGAUGGGUUGUGCAUCCUGAAAACUGAGGACAUCAGAUUCACUGGUUCUUUAUUGCAAUAGCCAUGACCUUCCACCUCCUCUAAUCAGCCAUACCCUUGAGAUGUAGCCCUCAGAUUAAAUGAAAAACCUCACCUCUGGUGGAUCCCAGAGAACCCUCCAGGACCCCAAGGUUACUACAGUCAGGUGGCAUCCCAGCGCCCUUUAGGGACCAAAGUUUUUAUGUGGGCGGAUGCUGCAGUCAAAAACUAGGCAUGCUUUCUGGCAGUGCACUCACCAGACAAAAAUCCCUAUGUAUAAAUCCCAUGUUAAUUUAUUAAAUUUCAUUUGAAAAGGAAGGCAUUGUAUAUGGUGAAAUAUUUGUAGAGAGUCAGGCUGUCCCGUGUACAAACUGUAAGGCAGUUGAGAUAGUUGGAUUAAAAGACUAGAUGAGGCAUAGAAUACUAUUGGUAUGUGUGCAAUUGCAUAAAUAUUAAAUUAUGUUUUUGAAGUCCAAUUGUCAUUCCUGGAGCUCACAUUUUAUUUGCUAUUGCUUUAUACUUUAUAUACCCAAGGACAUUGCCUCAGGGUUGCAAGCUCUUUAAGGAAAAUUUAUCCAUAUAUCCAUGUAUUGUAUAGAAGAAUAAAAAUUGAGUUUACUUCA